AUGUCCCGUUUCGUGCGGCGCCUUGCCGGCGCCCCGUGGCGCGCCAUCGUCGAGAGUGCCAUCUCCCGAGGCGUCGUUGUUGGAUGCGGCGUCAUCGUCAUCGACGAGCGCGUCGUCAGCCUCACAUACCCACGGGGCCCCAGCAUGCUGCCGACGCUCAACAUAAUGGGGGAUCUGGUGCUCGCCGACAAGUUGAGCGCGCGGUACGGUUGGGUGUCGCCCGGGGACCUCGUGCAAUUCGUCUCGCCGGAGGACCCGCGCAAGACGGUCAUCAAGCGCGUGCUCGGGAUGGAGGGCGACUCCGUCACCUACCUCGUCGACCCCGCGAACAGCGAUGUCUCCAAGACCGUCGUGGUACCAAAAGGUCACAUUUGGGUGCAGGGUGACAAUAUUCAUAAUUCUACAGACUCAAGGCAGUUUGGACCUCUGCCUUAUGGUCUCGUAAAUGGGAAGAUCUGCUGUCGGAUUUUGCCACUGAAAGGGUUUGGUUUGAUUGAUUCAAAACAAUAGCACAGAGAGAUUAAGCGACCAUAUAUGGGAAUUCAUAGGACGCAAUGAGGCCUUGCAUUUUUGGGUGCAUCUUGAUGCUACUAUUCAAUACUUCAAUUUUGAACCUGGCAUAGUUCAUUUUUUUGUCUCUCGUGUUGUAACUCUUGUAAAGUAAAUCCAAUCUGAUGGAACUACCAGGUUUGACAUAGUUUGUUCAGCCAUCAUCUUAACAUUUACAUCGAACUAAGCUUGUUGGUUUGCUGGAGCUAAGCUUGUU
Molecule: messenger RNA, 766 nt
Organism: Lolium rigidum
Lineage: Eukaryota; Viridiplantae; Streptophyta; Magnoliopsida; Poales; Poaceae
Product: mitochondrial inner membrane protease subunit 1-like
Exons: 5
Coding region: 1-510 (169 amino acids)
Cellular component (GO): membrane; mitochondrial inner membrane peptidase complex
Molecular function (GO): serine-type endopeptidase activity
Source: RefSeq, a predicted model, not a curated record